Messenger RNA from Cyprinodon variegatus (sheepshead minnow), 1830 nucleotides. It is a transcript of the gene dixdc1a, whose product is annotated as dixin-A-like. The record is from RefSeq and is a predicted model, not a curated record. Gene Ontology annotation, cellular component: cytosol. NCBI's taxonomy places the organism in Eukaryota, Metazoa, Chordata, Actinopteri, Cyprinodontiformes, Cyprinodontidae. The coding region runs from base 412 to 1734 and encodes 440 amino acids. The transcript is spliced from 16 exons. Gene Ontology annotation, biological process: canonical Wnt signaling pathway.
UGAUUAGGCCAACAGAAGGGAAACAGAAGAGGGAGGGAGAGAGGAAAAGCAUGAGAGCAUAGAUGCAAAAAAGGCAGGAAAAAAAAAACAACAAAAAAACACCACAGUGUAAAAGAUGCACAAGGAACAAUAACGCACUGUGUUGGUGAAAGGGAGCUGGUGAGAGCAAUGAGAAAUCAGGCAGACUUUAGUCAUCGCUGCUGCUGAGAAGCAGUCCCCUCUCUCCGCUCCAUCUCUCUCCGUGCCAGCUUGAACCGAGCCUCGUGUGCGACGCGGAGACUCCUGCAGCGCCUGCUCCCUUCCCUGCAGCCGCCGGCUGUGUUUGGGCUAUGGUCCUGCCUGAGAACCGGGGCAUCACCCAGAUGAACAACUCCGACUGUGUGGGAGGGUAAAGGCAACAAAAACAGCAGCAUGGGAGCAAAGCAGAUGAAAUGCCUUAGCUCUGCCAGCCCUGCCCACUCUCCCAAAGAGGAAUAUGUUAUCGCCCAGUCCGCUGAGGCCCCUACGGAAGUAGUCCCACAUCAGCCUGAUAACCAGGGGGAAAAUCAGGAAGACAAAUCUGAGCCGUUAGAGAGGAAAUCUGUCCCAGAGAAUGUGUCACUCUGUGGAUUGUGUCCCAUGCUUGGGCAUAAUGGGCAGGAGGAAGAAAAGUCCUGGGAGGAGCAGCUGGAUGCCCACCAGGAGCAGCUGGAAAAGGAGAUGCAAGAAGCCAGGAGGAUGGUGUUUCGGCUACAGGGUCUUCUGUUGCAAGGCUCCCUACCUGAGGAGGACCAGGACGGAUCGGGGAGCUUUGGAGACAACAGAGCAACCACGGAGCAGCAGCUGGUUCUAAUCCGCAGUCGUCUGGACCAAAGCAUGGAAGAAGCCCUUGAUCUGAAGAGGGAGCUCCUGAGGCACAAACAGGAGACAAGACAUAUUCAGGCCAUCAAGGAUGCCCUGCAGCAGCGCCUGUCAGUGCAGGAGGAUGCUGUGCUGCAGCUUAAGCAGGAACUACUGAGGUGCAACAUGGCCAAAGAUCAGUUAGAAGGAGAAAAUGAAGAGCUCAAACGCAAGCUGAGUGAAAGGAACAAAUUACUCACUGAAUAUAAGCAGCAGCAGCUGGGGAAGAAGGACAGAUUGCUGCAGCAUCAGAAGCUUGAUGAAGCUCAGCAUAAAGCACAUGAAGUCGGCCACGGACGGUCAUUUAGGGGGGAAAAUGGUGGCUUUAGUAACUCAGUGGCAUCGACUUCUCCUUCAACGUUUCAGCACAAUGCAUCCGGCGAAGAGCUCCAGCUCGUCAGGGAAGCUCUGCGCAGUCUGAGGGACAGUUUCUCAGGCCAUGACCCUCAGCAUCACACCCUGGACACUUUAGAGCAGGGUAUUGCCAGCCUCAUGGACCGACUCCACUCCUUGGACACUCAGCGAAGACAAGAAAGACGGGAGGAAUUUAAAUCACCAGGACGCAGAGCCAACUCAACAGACCGUGACUCCUGGCCACCAAGCUCAAAAAUGGCGCACUCACACAGUAGCCCGGGUCUUGACGCUGUCGUCUCUACUAAAGUUCUCUACUUUACUGAUCGCUCGCUUACUCCUUUUUUGAUUAACAUCCCUAAAAGAGGUGGCUGUAUCCCCAUGGGAUACUGUCUGGUCUCAGCAGGGACAAUGAAGCUGGUGUUCCAGGAUGGAGCAGUGGUCCCUGGCUGGGAGGGGAAGAUUGUGGCAUGGGUGGAGGAGGACCACGGAGAGAGGAGGUAGAGCUCAGAGCACCAGAGAUCGCCACCUCAAACCUCAUCAUCCCUACCGGAUCAGAACUUUUACUAAAAACAUCUGUCAUGCCAUAUAAAAAAAAUG